Molecule: messenger RNA, 1023 nt
Organism: Olea europaea var. sylvestris
Lineage: Eukaryota; Viridiplantae; Streptophyta; Magnoliopsida; Lamiales; Oleaceae
Product: trihelix transcription factor ASIL2-like
Exons: 1
Coding region: 1-1023 (340 amino acids)
Cellular component (GO): nucleus
Molecular function (GO): transcription cis-regulatory region binding
Source: RefSeq, a predicted model, not a curated record
AUGGCUUCAACUCUAUCUCCGUCGUCAUCAUCUCCCUACAACGAUCAUAUCCCAACCGCCACCAUAGCGCUGCCGUCCAUCGCCUCCAAUUCCGCCUCACGCCGCCUGCCUCCACCGUGCUGGUCACAUGACGAGACAGUGGCUCUGAUCGACGCUUACCGGGACAAAUGGUACUCUCUUCGCCGCGGAAACCUUCGUGCCUCCCACUGGCAGGAGGUUGCCGAUGAGAUCGCGGACCGGUGCUCCUCUAGCAUCCCAAAGACCGCCGUCCAAUGCCGCCACAAGAUGGAGAAGCUCCGCAAGCGUUACCGUUCAGAGAUCCAGCGCACCGCUCCGUAUGGUGGCCCUCGUCGGAUCUCCUCAUCCUGGGUACACUUCCAGAGCAUGCACUCCAUGGAGAAGGGCCCCAACCCCUCCCCGCCUUACUCUGAUGACGAGCCGCAAGGAGAAGAGGAUCACAAGAGCAGCAUCACACGCAUUAACGAUGCACACAACAAUAAUUACAGUCAUCAGAAAGGUAAUUUUAGUAAUCAAGGUCUUAUGGGUAAUGGGACGACUAGUGGGUUUCGGAUCAAAAUUCCUGGCAAGGCGAGUGCAGGUUAUAGUGCACCGAAGGUUUAUGGUAAAUUGAAUGAGAUGGGUGGUCAAAACCCUAAUAACCCUCACACUAAAAUCAAUUCUAGCACUAAUGGUUUCGGGGUUUCUGGUAAAUUUUCGAGAGAUGGGUUUAUGGGUAGGGAUGAGAUUGGAAAAGGGAUAGGAGAUAUUGCCAAGAAAAAGAAAUGGGAUAAUGGGAUGGACGAGGUAGUGGCUGCAAUAGAGACAUUGGGAGAGGGGUUUGUGAGAAUGGAAAAAGUGAAGAUGGAUAUGGCACGUGAGGUGGAGCAGAUGCGAAUGCAGAUGGAGUUGAAGAGGACUGAGAUGAUACUGGAGUCGCAGCAGAGGAUCGUCGAGGCCUUUGCUAAUGCAGUUUCAGAUAGGAAACCUAAGAAGGCAAAGAAAAUGUCAAUGCCUGACUGCUAA